Saprolegnia parasitica CBS 223.65 is the source of this 768-nucleotide messenger RNA. RefSeq lists its product as hypothetical. The record is from RefSeq and is a predicted model, not a curated record. The transcript is spliced from 3 exons. The coding region runs from base 1 to 768 and encodes 255 amino acids. NCBI's taxonomy places the organism in Eukaryota, Oomycota, Saprolegniomycetes, Saprolegniales, Saprolegniaceae.
AUGCUUCACCGCCUUGCACUGCUAUCGGCCCUCGCGUCGGCGGCCAAAUUCUCGUUCACCAACAAGUGCAGCUACCCCAUCAACCUCCACGGCGGCGGCUCGGUGCACAUUUGCGACAUUGCACCAGGCGCGACGACCGACUGCGGCGUGCGUCUCGAGGCAGGUCAGCACGGACUCUUUAAGCACACGGCGACAGACGAAGCCAACUUGGUCGAGUACUCGCUUGUGAACGCACCGGGCUUCCACUUCGUAUGGUAUGACGUUAGCAACAUCCCGCCAGGCCCGGGCUUUUGCAAGAGCUACGAGGACUGCAAGGCCAAGACAGGCGGCAAGUCGGGCUACAACGUCCCAUUGACCGUCACGCCCACCAAGCACCAGAACCGCGGCACAUGCAAGGAGCUCGUCGACCUCUCUCCAACCGCGCCCGACACGUAUCUCUUUCCCGAAGACAACACCAAGACGCACGCGUGCCCAAUGGACGAAGCCUUUCUCGUCACCUUUUGCCCCCACGGUGGUGACGGUGCGGUGGCGGGAUGCGGCGGCGUCGAGACCAACCGCGACUACUUUGGCAACGACAUCGGCCACUCGCUUGUCUCGGGCGACGAGGCGGCGCAGGCGGCUGCGUGCUGCGCGUCGUGCAGCGCCACGCAAGGUUGCGUCGGGUACACGGUCAACCAAGGCACGUGCUGGCUUAAGUCGUCCAUGAGCAAUUCGUCGUAUAGCGCGACAGCCUUUUCAUCCCGUCGAAAGAGCCACCUGCGCCGCUAA